Messenger RNA from Nymphaea colorata (pocket water lily), 1894 nucleotides. Its product is annotated as mannan endo-1,4-beta-mannosidase 6-like. The record is from RefSeq and is a predicted model, not a curated record. NCBI's taxonomy places the organism in Eukaryota, Viridiplantae, Streptophyta, Magnoliopsida, Nymphaeales, Nymphaeaceae. The coding region runs from base 33 to 1409 and encodes 458 amino acids. The transcript has 5 exons. Gene Ontology annotation, molecular function: hydrolase activity, hydrolyzing O-glycosyl compounds.
GGAGAGGGAGGGGGUGGGGUGGGGAGGAGAAGAUGAGAGAGAGGAGGAGGGCAUUUGCGGGUCCUGCAGCGGGAUUGGGGCUGCUGCUGCUGCUCCUAUACCUCAAUUUCGGGGAUCGCCUCCCGUUCUUAGUCCCCGCCCUCCCCCCCUGGCGGUGGGGAUCCGGCGGGAGGACUAUCAUCUCCGGCUUCGUUGGGGUGAAUGGCACCCAUUUCGUUCUGAAGACGGAGGGAGGAGGAGCAGGAGUGGACGCUUCGUCUUCGCCGUCUGCAAUUCCACGCUCCCGCGCUCCGCUCUACGUGAACGGAUGGAACUCCUACUGGCUGAUGCAGCAGAGCAUCUGGGGGUCGACGCGGCCGAGGGUGUCGCGGAUGCUGAGGAGGGGGGCGGAGAUGGGAAUGGCCGUCUGUCGGACGUGGGCCUUCAGCGACGGCGGGACCGACGCCCUCCAGAUCUCCCCCGGCCACUUCGAUGAGAGGGUGUUUCGGGCUUUGGACUUUGUCUUGGUGGAAGCUGGGAAAUACGGUGUGCGGCUUAUCCUUAGCCUGGUGAACAAUCUUGACCCAUUUGGUGGGAAGGCUCAAUAUGUAAAGUGGGCAGAGGAUGCUGGUGUUAAUGUCUCAGAGACAACAGAUUCAUUUUUCUCCCAUCCAACCAUCAAAUCCUACUAUAAAGCCUAUGUUAAGUCAAUUGUGACCAGAAAGAACUAUUACAGUGGAGUCAAGUAUUAUGAUGAUCCUGUCAUAUUUGCCUGGGAACUCAUGAACGAGCCACGUGGAUCCAACUCAUCCGGUCCAAUUCUUCAGGCUUGGAUUAAUGAGAUGGCAUCAUACGUCAAACAUUUGGACCAGAAGCAUCUAGUCACUGUUGGGAUCGAAGGAUUUUAUGGUCAUACAACACCUGAAAAAUUGCUGAAUAAUCCUGGGGAAUGGGCAGCUGACCUUGGAUCAGACUUUAUUCAGAACUCACUUUCAGAAAAUAUUGAUUUUGCCUCCGUUCAUGCAUAUCCAGAUAGCUGGAUACCAAAUGCAACACUGGAAGAAAAAGUGAAGUAUCUUGCACAAUGGGUGGAUUCUCACGUGACUGAUGGGGAUAAAGUAUUGAAAAAGCCAGUUCUGUUUACAGAGAUUGGAUCAUCUGCACCUGGAUCGCAUGGUCUUGAUGCCUUUUUGAAAAUUAUGUACGAUAAGACGUAUGAGUCUGCAAAGAAGAAAUUAUCUGGUGCCGGUGCCUUAAUUUGGCAGUUAAUGGUUGAAGCAAUGGAAGAGUGUGGUGAUAAAUUUUCUCUGGUACCAUGGGAAAAACCAUCUACGUUUGAACUGAUGGUCCAACAGUCAUGUAGAUUGGAAGCUGUAAAUGGAUGGAGUAAUUCAAGUAUGAUUUAUAAUUGCUCGGGCGCAGUGUCCUGAUGAUGAAUAUGAAGUUCACUGGUUUAUACUAAUCAUUUUCGGGAGAUUGAAAAGAUUGCAGAUUUGGCUUUUGUCAUUCUGUGGUGAACUUGAUAGCUGAUUGCCAAUACCGAUCGAAUAUGCAUCCUUAUGAUUGAAAAUGUGGCUCCAUCAUUGACCAACAUGCAGCGGCCUGCAGGGAAGGUGACCUUGAAAUGCACAACAGUCAAAAGCUGUGAAUUUAUUUAUAAUGGGGAUGCAGCAGUUAUCUGGUGUAGUAACUGCUUUACUCGCAAGACUGAGCUGGAGGGACUUCUUGAUCCAUUAACUAUUCUUUUUGUCUUGAAGUAUUGCAGUAACUGAUGCGCUCGAAAGAGCCUGCCUUGAUAGAGUAAUGCGAUUGAAUUCAUGGCAAGAAGAUAUUUUCUGUAUUGCCCUAAGAGGGGUGGGAUGGGUCGAUUGUUCAAAGUAAAACUAAGCAUUCUUUGUGUGCAUUUGACUCUCUC